AUGGUUAUUCUUUCGGAAGUCCAAGCAUCCAAUGCCCAGAUCGCCACCGCGCUUCCACCGGGCCUUGUCGCCGUCUUCGUCGGCGGAACCAACGGCAUCGGUGAGGCUGCACUGCUAGAAUUCGCACGUCAGGCUCUUCAGCCCCGCGUCUACUUCGUGGGUCGCUCGCAAGAAGCAGGUGACAGGAUCGCCACCGAGUGUAGGGACUUGAACCCAAAUGGCGAGUUUACAUUCAUGGAAGCAGAUCUCAGUUUGAUGCGAAACGUCGAGGAUGUUUGUCAAGAAAUCAAAAGCAAGGAGAACGCUAUCAACCUACUCUUCCUUAGUUGUGGCGUUGCCAUGACGGGUGUCGAUACGAGUGAGGGUUUACACAUUACGCUGGCUGUAGGAUAUUACGCCAGAGUGAGAUUCACUAUCAAUCUCCUGCCACUAUUGCGACAAGCCACUGGGCUCCGGCGAGUGGUGACGGUCUUGGCUGGAGGACAUGAUGGCCCGAUUGACCCCAACGAUUUCCAAGCCCGACGCAUGUCGAUCUUCUCAUUGCGCGGGCAGGUCGUGUCGAUGACAGACUUGAUGCUUGAAGAGCUCGCCAAGCAAGCGCCCGAAGUUAGCUUUGUCCAUGACUACCCCGGCACCGUGAAGACAGGCAUUGGGAGAGACGCAAAUACCCUGCUGGUGCGAAUUGUUUCGUGGAUUAUGCCGGUGGUUGGACUAUUUCUGUAUAUACCUAUUCAAGAGUCCGGAGAGCGGCACCUGUUCUUUGCGACCAGCGACAAAUAUCCGCCUCGAACGGGCGACCAGGUGGGAGUACCGGGCGGGGUUGGUGUGGCAGAUGGAACCGAUGGCGAGUCAGGUAGCGGGGUUUACAGCAUUCACUGGGAUGGUGAGAGUGUUGCCAGAGUGGUUGGGCUCUUACGUGGGCUGCGGGAACAAGGAAUGGCGCAGCAAGUGUGGAAUCAUACUCAGGGGGAAUUCAAGCGGAUCUUUGGCGCUUGA
Molecule: messenger RNA, 996 nt
Organism: Penicillium maclennaniae
Lineage: Eukaryota; Fungi; Ascomycota; Eurotiomycetes; Eurotiales; Aspergillaceae
Exons: 2
Coding region: 1-996 (331 amino acids)
Biological process (GO): secondary metabolic process
Source: RefSeq, a predicted model, not a curated record